AUGGGCCUCAGCCCAGGGCAGACCUCAGCGUCUUUCCAGUGACCGCUGCCGGAGGUGCGUGACCACAGCACAGGGAGGGGACUCAUCCCCAUCAUUGUGCUGACACCUGGGCCUCCAGAGACCCACCUUGAACUCCUCCAGGCCUUCCUGGGUUCCAGACGGGCCGGCCACGGGCGUGACGCAGCGCCAUCUAGCGGACAGCAGGGCCGCAGCGUGGACAGAACGGCCGGACGCCCAGUCCUGGGCUGGCGGCUGAGGCACAGCCUCACAGGGCAAGAGGGCAUGCAACACCUGCAUCUUUCUGGCAUAAGAACCUCAAGAAAACCAAAGGAAUAUACGGCUGUGUUCUUUGGAGCCACAGAAAGCUCUGUUCACAUGGCAGUCACUGAAAGAUUAAGGGAGCCACAGCCCCAAAGUCAAGGGGAUCGGUUUCUUUCUCCCCUGUUUUUAAAGAUUAUUUAA
Macaca mulatta (Rhesus monkey) is the source of this 462-nucleotide messenger RNA. The record is from RefSeq and is a predicted model, not a curated record. NCBI's taxonomy places the organism in Eukaryota, Metazoa, Chordata, Mammalia, Primates, Cercopithecidae.